GAUUGGUAUGUUUUCUCCUAUUUUCAUGGUUUCUUCUUCUCUGUUUACUUUGUGCCCUUUCGCUUUCUCGCUUUAUCACUUUAUACUAGAGAAAAUUGGUUUUAGGGCUUUGAAAUUGCAGUGAUCUAUAAGGGUUUUAUGGGUUUGUAUCACACUUUUGGUGUCUCUGUGAUGGCGAAAUUUGGGUUUGAUUUUAGGGUAGUGGAAUUUGUACCGUUUGUGUGUAGAUCCGUUUGAAAUGUUUUUGAAAUGGUUACAAUUUUCGCGGGUCUCGUACUGGUUUGAUUGAUUGCAUUGAAUGAAAUGUGCAUUAGGUUUUUUUUUGGGUUCGUAGUGAUUAUGAGAUGCAAAUGGUAUUGGGAGUUUUGAUUGUGGGUUUGGUGAAUUGUGGUUUAGGUUAGGUUAGAUAGAAUUUGAAGAUCUGUGAUCGUAAUUGUGUUUAUUUGGCUUUGAUUGGUUUUGGUUCAUCAUCAGUGAUUAUAUUGUUGUUAGAUUUCGAGGGGAGGCUUCAUUUAAAUCUGGAUACACCUAUUGUUAAGAUGUUUGAUUGCAUUAGAUGAUAGAUUCUCUAGAUCUUUCUUUUAUGAGCCUUGUGUAUCUCUUUAACCAUAGGUUAAGUUUGGUGAAUUGUGGUUUAGUUUAGGUUUAUCUCUUGUUAGAUAGAGUUUGAAGAUCGUAGUUGAGUUUUUGUGGCUUUGAUUGGUUUUGGUUCUUCAUCAGUGUUUAAAUGUUGCUAGAUUUUGAGGGUCUUCAUUUUAAUCUGGAUAUUAGUUAUUGUUAAGAUGUUUGAUUGCAUUGGAUUGAUAGAUUCUCAAGAUCUUUCUUUUAUGAUCCUUGUGUAUCUCUAUUAUAUUCAGCUGAUUGUUGCGGAAUCUGUAUUCCGUGGAUACGCGCACCAAUAUGUAUUCAACGGGUUCACGGGCAAAUUUGUUUGUGUUUUAUGUGGCUUGGAUAUGGUAAUUUCAUAAUAUAUGGCCAAAGAGUGGUUCUCUUUAUGUGUUUUUAAAUGUAAUGUUACCUUAGGAAGGUCGAACCGGGUUUGUUUAGUAAAAUUCGGGGUCCUUCUACCGGUUGAGAAUAAUGCUACCGGAUAAGAUUGAUUUUCUUGAGCUAAUGAUUUGCAUUUAUGGUUUUACCCAGUUGGACUAGAUCUGCAUCUAUAUCAAAUUUUGGGACCUUGUAGCUAGUUAAACCUCAUGUGGAAACAAAUCUACCGUUUCUAGGAAAAUGUUUGGAACGUUCCGAGGAGUCUGUUGAAGAUCCUCGAUUCUAAAAAGCUUCCAGAGGACAAUAAUUUGUGACGGAGUAACUCUCGAGGACAUGGAAUGCAACAAGGAUGAAGCGAAAAGGGCAAUGGAUAUUGCUGAGAGGAAGAUGACAGAGAAGGAUUACACUGGGGCGAAAAAGUUUGCUAACAAGGCUCAAAACUUGUUUCCCGAGUUGGAUGGUCUGAAACAAUUGUUUGUGGCAAUCAAUGUUUAUAUCUCGGGAGAGAAAACAUUCGCCGGAGAAGCUGAUUGGUAUGGUGUCCUUGGUGUAGACCCCUUUGCUAGUGAUGAAGCACUGAAAAAACAAUACCGGAAAUUGGUUCUUAUGCUCCAUCCGGAUAAAAACAAGUGUAAAGGCGCUGAAGGUGCGUUUAAUCUGGUUGCAGAAGCUUGGGCUCUACUAUCUGAUAAGGAUAAGAGAAUCUUAUAUAACGUAAAGAGGGGCAAAGAUGUCAAAGCAGCUCAACAAAGAUUCCCAACAACACAGAGAGAGAUUCCAUCACACCAGCCAACUUCCAACGGGAUUCCAAAUGUAAGAGAGCAUGUAGUUUCGAGUGCUAGGGCUAGAUAUAAGCCUGCUACCCGUAAGCCUGCUGCCCGUAUGGAUAGAUCUCGCACGGGUUCGCCUGCUUUUGUUUAUCCGACACAGGAGAGUAGUACCUUUUGGACCAUGUGCAACAAAUGCGACACACAAUAUGAGUACCAGAGGGUUUAUCUCAACCAAACAUUGCUUUGUCCACACUGCCAUCAUGGUUUCGUUGCAGAAGAGAAAACUCCGCCUACAAAUAUUCCGAAGCCCCCAGUCAACAUCUCAUCUAACCAACAUCACCGGAGUUCCAAAAACCAAGCGUCGAACAAGAACUCAAAUGGUUCUUCUUAUAGGAGAGAGCCUGCAACAUCUGUUAACCAUAAUUUUCAGUGGGAUUCAUCAAGAAUGGGUGGUUCUUACAGCCGAAAUGCCACAAAUGAAACGGCGAAUGUAGUUCAGCAAGGACAAGAUAAACUGAAAAGAGUGUUUUGGGAGACGCAAGAAAGGGAGGCGGCUAGAGGAUUUACAAACUCUGAUCUGGGGAAUUUUAAGAGGCAGAAGACUGAUGAUUCCCAUAUGCGUGGUCCAUCUGCAGGCAAGUUGUCGAAUCAAAUAGGUGCAAGUAGGUCCAGUACUCCUUUUUAUGCUGCCAAUGAAAAUACUGAAUCUUCCAACACCAUAGGCUCUCGUCAUCCGUAUGUACAAGCAUUGUUACGUUCUGAUAUAAAGAAAGCUCUUAUGGACAGAGGCCAGUCAGAGAUUUUUAAGAGACUUCCUAUGAUGAUCGCUAAAAUGGAAGGGAAGGUGAACCCAACUGAAGGGGAGAAGAACAGUACGAAGGCAAUGAGUAGCAAGGCAAGUGAGGUUGAAAGGAGCAAGAUGAGUAGCACGGCGAAUGAGGUUGAAAGGUCAGUUGAGGUAAUUCCCCAUGAGUCAGAUGAAGUGAAGGAAAUCGUUGUUCCAGAUUCAGACUUUCACAACUUUGAUCUUGACCGAUCUGAAAGUGCUUUUAAAGACGAUCAAAUUUGGGCUGCUUAUGACGAUGCUGAUGGAAUGCCUCGGUUUUACGCCCGCAUCCAAAAGGUGAUUUCUGUGAAUCCUUUUAAGUUGAAAAUCAGUUGGCUCAAUUCCAAAACCACCAGUGAAUUUGGUCCCAUAGACUGGAUGGGUGCUGGUUUUGCUAAAUCAUGUGGGGAUUUUAGGUGUGGGAGAUAUGAAUCUACAGAUACACUAAAUGCCUUUUCUCACAGUGUCGAUUUUACCAAAGGUGCAAGAGGACUCCUCCAUAUUCUUCCCAAAAAGGGACAAGUUUGGGCAUUGUAUCGAAAUUGGUCCCCUGAAUGGGACAAGAAUACCCCUGAUGAAGUUAAACACAAGUAUGAGAUGGUGGAAGUUCUUGAUGACUAUACAGAAGACGAUCAGAGUCUAACGGUGGCUCUCUUACUCAAAGCUGAAGGGUUCAGGGUAGUUUUCCGCAGAUGCACAGAGAAACUUGGUGUGAGGAAGAUUGCCAAGGAAGAAAUGUUAAGAUUCUCCCAUCAGGUGCCUCAUUACAUUCUUACAGGGAAAGAAGCUGAUAACGCACCGGAAGGUUUUCUGGAACUAGACCCUGCUGCAACUCCUUGUGCAUUCUCUUCAGAGAACGCAGAGGCGGAUGAGAAAAGUGAAGCUGUGAAAGAGAAUGAGCAAGGUGAAGCCGUGAAAGAGAAUGAGGAAAGUGAAGCUUUGAAAGAGAAUGAGGAAAGUGAAGCUGUGAAAGAGAAUGAAGAAGUGGGUAUGGAUCUAGAUUAGGGGGGUAUGAAGGUAGUAGCAGUCAGUACAGUGUACAAUGGAGGAAGAAACAUAUCGUAUCAUCUCAUUAGGGCACAGGACUAAUCAAUGUCAGGUCUGAUCUUUUGCUUUUUUCUAUUUUUUCUUUCUUUUGUUUAAGGUUGACCCAGAAAGUAGCCAUAUUUUGGCAUAAGAAACUAUCUAUACCGGAAAAAUUAACCUGAGUAUUUCGAAUAUUUUUUGGGGGGGUCAAUGUACAAUCUUUUUUGGUAUUUUGGUAUUUACUCAAUAGACCAGAAAGAAUCUUGUAAGAACUCAGUUUGGGAUUCGAAUAUAUAUAUGGUGGUUAUGGUUAUUU
Arabidopsis thaliana (thale cress) is the source of this 3925-nucleotide messenger RNA. RefSeq names its product DnaJ heat shock amino-terminal domain protein. Lineage: Eukaryota; Viridiplantae; Streptophyta; Magnoliopsida; Brassicales; Brassicaceae. The record is from RefSeq and is marked reviewed. The transcript has 2 exons. Bases 1321 to 3588 code for a protein of 755 amino acids.